Molecule: messenger RNA, 879 nt
Organism: Hippoglossus stenolepis (Pacific halibut)
Lineage: Eukaryota; Metazoa; Chordata; Actinopteri; Pleuronectiformes; Pleuronectidae
Product: persephin
Exons: 2
Coding region: 1-546 (181 amino acids)
Molecular function (GO): receptor tyrosine kinase binding; glial cell-derived neurotrophic factor receptor binding; growth factor activity
Source: RefSeq, a predicted model, not a curated record
AUGAGGUCCCUGCUGAAGCUGGUUGUGGUUCUGUUUUGCGUCCAGAGGGGAGAGGGCCGCUGGAUGGGGUCACUGAUCGAUCAGACACAGGAAACACCAUCUCCACACACGUCUCCAAAUGCAGACAGAGGAAGUGGAUAUCCGUCUGAAGAAGACAGACAAACAGAAGCUUCAGGAGUCCAGCCAUCGCCCAAUCCCAUCAUCCCGAUGCCAGUCCGCUCACGCCGCUCGACUCUAGACCCCCAGUGCGGCCUGCGCUCCAUCCUGCUGCAGGUGCGGGACCUCGGGCUCGGCUACGACUCGGACGAGACCGUCCUCUUCAAGUACUGCAGUGGGACGUGUCCCCGGGUUCGCUCCAACCACGACCUCACCCUCACCAACCUGCUGCUCAGUGGGGUGCUGCCCCACCCGGCACCCGGGGAGCAGUGGCACAACACGCCCUGCUGCAGGCCCACCCACCACGAGGACAUGGCCUUCCUGGACAACUCGCACCGCUGGCACAAGGUGGAGAAGCUGUCGGCCGCCGGCUGCAGCUGUGUGGGUUAGAUGGCUGAGAGUAGAUGGGAGAAGGGUGGCGUUGAAAGGGCGGAGGGGAGGAAAGAAGGUGUGUAUGAUAGCUUGUGACGACAAAGCGAUUCCGAGGGGACAAGUUUGCUGCCAGGUUUUUUUGUAAUGUCUGUAAAUGAAGAGUUUAACUUCAUGAUGGAAGGAAGCUGAAACCUUUUCUUAUGAAAUGAGCACAAAAUUAAGCUAUUGUCACGUUUAGGUGAAAGAAUCCAGUUUUUCUAUUGAAAAGUUGAGUGGCCUUGUGGGACUCACUACGAUAAUAAUUACUUUAUUUAAAUUUUAUCCUGAUAACAGUCGAGCUAUAAAAAAAGA